Molecule: messenger RNA, 1390 nt
Organism: Branchiostoma belcheri (Belcher's lancelet)
Lineage: Eukaryota; Metazoa; Chordata; Leptocardii; Amphioxiformes; Branchiostomatidae
Product: BTB/POZ domain-containing protein 2-like
Exons: 5
Coding region: 44-1384 (446 amino acids)
Biological process (GO): neurogenesis
Cellular component (GO): cytosol; P-body
Molecular function (GO): protein binding
Source: RefSeq, a predicted model, not a curated record
CUGGCAGGCCAGUAAGACGACAGUGAAGGACAGACUUGCCUACAUGUUUAACCAGAUUGUUUGUUUGUUUGUUUGUUUGCAGCCUAUGUACAACUGGCAGGCCAGUAAGACGACAGUGAAGGACAGACUUGCCUACAUGUUUAACAAUGAGGUGAUGAGUGAUGUGCACUUCAUCGUGGGCCGCGGUGAAGGCAUGCAGAGGAUCCCUGCACACAAGUUUGUGUUGGCCAUUGGCAGUGCAGUGUUUGAUGCCAUGUUCAACGGAGGCAUGGCCACCACCUCAGCUGAAGUAGAGCUGCCGGACGUCGAGCCUGCUGCUUUCCUCGCUCUCCUACGCUUCCUGUACUCGGACGAAGUUCAGAUCGGACCAGAGACUGUCAUGACUACGCUUUAUACCGCCAAGAAGUACGCCGUUCCCGCCUUGGAGUCGGCGUGUGUAGACUUUCUGAAGAAGAAUUUGAGCAGCGACAACGCCUUCAUGCUUCUGACCCAGGCGCGCCUGUUUGACGAGCCACAGCUGGCCCAGCUCUGCCUGGAGACGAUCGACAAGAACACGUCAGAAGCUCUUGCCGCGGAGGGUUUCGUGGAUAUUGACUUGGACACCCUGAAUGUGGUUCUGGAGCGGGACACGCUGGGGAUCCGCGAGUGUAAGUUGUUUGUCGCGGUGGUGAGGUGGGCCGAGCACGAGUGCCAGAGACAGCAGAUGGCCGCCACGCCGGAGAACAAGCGGCGCGCGCUGGGACAGGCGCUGCGCCUCAUUCGCUUCCCUCUCAUGACCAUUGAGGAGUUUGCCUCCGGCCCGGCGCAGUCCGGGAUCCUGACGGACCGAGAGGUGGUCAGUCUGUUCCUGCACUUCACGGUGAACCCCAAGCCUCCCGUGGACUUCCUGGACUCGCCGCGCUGCUGUCUGACGGGGAAGGAGCAGACCAUCAACCGUUUCCACGCCGUGGAGAGUCGCUGGGGGUACAGCGGGACCUCCGAUCGCAUCAGGUUUGUGGUGAACCGACACAUCUUUGUUGUUGGGUUUGGCCUGUACGGAUCCAUCCAUGGACCCACCGACUACCAGGUCAACAUCCAGAUUAUCCAGACGGACUCGGGUACCGUACUGGGUCAGAACGAUACGGGCUUCAGCUGCGACGGCUCGGACGCAACCUUCCGCGUCAUGUUCAAGGAACCCGUGGAGAUCCAACCCAACGUCAGCUACACCGCUUGUGCAACCCUGAAGGGUCCUGAUUCUCAUUACGGAACAAAGGGCAUGCGGAAGGUCAUCCACGAGUCGCCCAGCAGCGGGAAGGUCAUUUUCCAGUUCACCUACGCCGCCGGCAACAACAACGGGACGUCCGUCGAGGAUGGACAGAUCCCGGAAAUCAUCUUCUACACGUAAGAUAAA